AUGGAGGACUGUGCCCUGUGGAAGAGGCACCUGCUCAACCUCACCACCCAGGUGGCACUGGCCAUCUACGUCAUGGGCAAGCAAUGGCAAGGGGACAAGCAACUUGUGGCUCCCAUGGUGCUAAUCUUCAUCUCUGGGACAGCCAAAUAUAUGGAGAGAAUAUGGAUACUUGGGAGAGCCGGCUCAUGGGGACCUAUAAGCAGGCCUUGGGGUCCGUUGUGUGGGCAGAGAAAAACCCUGGGGCCGAGGAUCAGGUCAUUGUUCUCGUCUAACAUGGAGGAUGUGGCUCAUGACCUGUUUUAUCGUAGCAUGAACUAUUUCAUGAACAGGACUAGUAAAAAGAUUCGCAGGACUAGUUUUGAUCAGAAGGAACGAGAUCGUCUCAAGUCAGACGUGGGAGUUAACUUGGCAUACAAGUUUGCUGAGACCCAACUCUCGUUGAUCUAUGACUUCAUGUACACCAAGUUUGGAAGCCUCCAUUGUGUGUUGCACCGUCUCACCAUCCUUAUCAUAAACUCUACAGCUCUCGCUCUGUUUGUUGUUCAUCAUAAGGGAGGGAAGAGGCGAUCAGAAGCUGGCAAGUACUACUACAGAGUAGCUGAUGUUGCCAUCUCUAAGAUCUCUUACAUAUUGCUUGUGGGUGCUGUGGCGUUGGAGAUAUCCUCUAUACUGAUCUGGCUCAUAACAUCAUAUUGGCCAUACAAGGUAUUCCCAAGAGGAGACCAUAGUCCAAGAAUUGUGGUUAGCAUCCUCAAGCGCCUCCGCCCAGCACAGGGAAGCAACAGAUUGGAAUGGUCAGGUAAGCUGCAGCAGUACAACUUGACCGAUGAAAUCAUCCAAGAGGAGAAGGCGAGAAAGGAAUAUGGAUGGCUGAAAUGGAUAAUGUGGCAUAUGGGCAUCAAGCAACAAGACGACGCCACAACCAAACAUGUUGCCAUCUCCCCAGAGGUAAAGAAGGUGUUCCUUGAUAAACUACGUGAGAAUUACAGGAGGUUGAACUUGGCCAGCUUCCGUGCCGAGUGGGCAACUUCUUCCUCCUCUAGGUUUGGUGCAGCUCAACAGGAAGUCAGAGGCAUCUUGGAAGGCAUGGAUCUUGUAUCAAGUGCCUUUCUUUGGCACUUUGUGACGGACAUAUGCCUACUGCGGGACGAGACGCCCUCUAAGCUUAGAACCUGCAGCCGACACCUGUCCAAUUACAUCGUGCACCUGGUCUACAAGUGCGACUUGAUGGUUGAUGCUGAGGGGCGUUCAUUAUUUGAAGACUAUAUACGGUUGAUGGGAAAAUUUUGGAAAGAUGCCAACUAUGAUAAGAGGGACCUCCUCCUGAGAUACCGCAGUGACAGAUUCUCUCAAGAUCCAGUCCGUCCAGCAGUUGGGAAAGCUGCUAAGGUGGCCUUUCUACUUAACGGUGAAGCAGCGGCUGCUGAUCAGUGGGAGAUGAUCACAAUGGUAUGGUUGGAAAUGCUCUGCUACAUUGCAAUGAACUGUGAUCACGGGUUCCACGCCAAGCAGCUGAGCGCUGGAGGGGAGUUCCUCACUCAUGCCAAGAUGAUCAUGUUUCAACUGGUUGUUCCCGAUGAGCAGCUAAUGAGGAUGUAA
Messenger RNA from Triticum turgidum subsp. durum (durum wheat), 1599 nucleotides. NCBI's taxonomy places the organism in Eukaryota, Viridiplantae, Streptophyta, Magnoliopsida, Poales, Poaceae. The record is from the annotation of a GenBank genome assembly.